This is a messenger RNA of Hypanus sabinus (Atlantic stingray), 6332 nucleotides long. It is a transcript of the gene gnl2, whose product is annotated as G protein nucleolar 2. The transcript is spliced from 16 exons. The record is from RefSeq and is a predicted model, not a curated record. Gene Ontology annotation, cellular component: nucleolus. Bases 91 to 2226 code for a protein of 711 amino acids. Gene Ontology annotation, molecular function: GTP binding. NCBI's taxonomy places the organism in Eukaryota, Metazoa, Chordata, Chondrichthyes, Myliobatiformes, Dasyatidae.
GACGUGUCGCCGGUUCGUGACGCACGGGCCGUCGCGGGGUGAUUGCGAAGCGGCCACGCGGGGCUCGGGUUCCCGUCCCGGGUGUCGAAGAUGGUGAAGGCCCAGUACCGGGGCCGCAGCUCGGUCAACCCGUCCACCGCCAGCACCAACCCAGAUCGGCCCAAAGAUGGCGGAGGCCUCAAGAGGGACAGGGCAACUAUUAAACGUCUCAACAUGUACAGACAGAAGGAACGAAGAAACAAACAUGGGAAGAUUGUCAAGCCACUACAGUUCCAGUCAAAAGUUGCAUCUGGCACCACAUCUCGAGUGGAACCAAACAUCAAAUGGUUUGCUAACACUCGAGUCAUUAAGCAGUCAUCUCUGCAGCAAUUCCAAGAAGAGAUGGGCAGUGUUAUGAAAGACCCUUAUAGGGUAGUUCUCAAACAAACCCAGCUUCCGAUGUCUCUUCUGAAUGACCGAAUCACACCUCAUAAUUCAAAAGUACAUAUUCUGGAUACAGAAACAUUUGAAACAACAUUUGGCCCUAAAGCACAACGAAAGAGACCAAAUCUUAGUGUAUACGAUAUGCAAAGCCUGGUGGAAAAAGCUGAGACAUCAGUAAAAGAGUAUAAUCUGGAAAAAGACCGAGAUCUGAUUGUGGAAGAUACUGGAGUGCGGGAUGAAGUUAGAGAAGAAAUCUUCAAAAAAGGACAGUCGAAGAGAAUUUGGGGUGAGCUAUACAAGGUUAUUGAUUCAUCGGAUGUUAUAAUCCAAGUGUUGGAUGCCAGAGAUCCAAUGGGAACACGCUCUCCCCAUAUAGAGGCUUAUUUAAAGAAGGAAAAACCAUGGAAACAUCUGGUUUUUGUGUUUAACAAGUGUGACCUUGUACCUACUUGGGCUACUAAACGAUGGGUUGCUGUGCUGUCCCAUGAAUAUCCAACUCUUGCAUUUCAUGCGAGCCUCACCAAUCCCUUUGGAAAAGGAGCUCUGAUCCAACUUUUGCGACAGUUUGGGAAGCUGCAUACUGAUAAAAAACAGAUCAGUGUUGGCUUCAUUGGUUAUCCAAACGUUGGCAAGAGUUCCAUCAUUAAUGCACUUCGAUCAAAGAAAGUCUGCAAUGUUGCACCUAUUGCUGGAGAAACAAAGGUUUGGCAGUACAUUACUCUGAUGCGACGUAUUUUCCUUAUUGACUGUCCUGGGGUUGUGUAUCCAUCCGGUGACACGGAGACUGAAAUUGUGUUGAAAGGAGUGGUUCAAGUUGAGAAAAUCAAAAGUCCCGAAGAUCAUAUUUCCGCCGUGUUGGAAAGGGCUAAAGCAGAAUAUAUCAGCAGGACUUACAAAAUAGAUUGCUGGAGCGAUCCAGUUGAUUUCUUAGAGAAGCUUGCAUUCAGAACAGGAAAGCUUUUGAAGGGUGGAGAGCCUGACAUACAAACUGUGGCCAAAAUGGUUUUGAAUGAUUGGCAAAGAGGGCGAAUACCUUUUUAUGUUAAACCACCAGAUGCUGAAGGCGACUCUCAGCCAUUGACUAUGUUAAAAGUGGAAAAAGAGUCAAACAAAUCUGAUAAAGUGAAAGGGUCGUCAGAAACCGUGAUUGUUGAAAAAGAACAUGAAAAAGCUGAAAAUCCAGUAGUGUCACAAAUAGUUGCACACGUAAGGCAAAACUUUGGGAAAAUCAACGUGGCACCUGAAUUUUCUGAGGCAGACCUUCUACCUGUGAACAUUUCUGAAGAUGAAGAAGACAUUUUGGAUGAAGAAGAGGAAGAGGAGGAAGAGCAGGGUAACGAAGAUGGUGAUGGGAAUGAAUCAUCUGCUGCUGAACUAAAUAAACUUCAGGAGAAUAAUCACCAAUGUGUGGUCAAACCAAAACAGACACUGCGGGAUUUGGAUGAAAAGAUUGCGAAAUACAAAAAGUUCUUGGAUAAAGCCAAAGCAAAGAGAUUCUCAGCUAUAAGAAUUCCGAAGGGGCUUACCACAAAAUUACUCACACAAACAAGUCAAAAGACAUCUGAUCAGACACAGGAAUCUACAGAAAACGGUGGUAGAAGAAGAAAAAGAAAAGCUCAAAAUGAAUCAGAGGAUGAAGAACCUCCUCCAAAACUUACAUCUAAAGAGAGGCGAAGGCUGGACCGUCUGCAGCACUCGAAGAAGGUUGGCGUCCGGUAUUAUGAAACGCACAAUGUCAAGAACAAAAAUAAAAACAAAAAGAACCCUGCAUCCAAACCACAGAAAUGUAAAAAGAAACGAUAACUUUGAAAUAAAGAGACUUCCUCUUUUUAAAUGAAUAGCACAAUUAUUUUUACAGGUUCUGAGAUUUUUUAAAAUAUAUUAUAGUCAUUCAGUGCAGAAAGGAAUGGAUGUAUUGAAUUUUAAUUACCUUUUUUAAGUAUAAUGACUCUUGUGCUUAGUUUUGAAUUUGGGAAUGAUGAAAGCAAAAAUUAGCAAAUUUUAUAUAAUCUAGGCAUGAAUGAGAUAAUAGCAUUUGAGGAGUUAAUAAAGCAAGGGAAUAUGCAGUAAGAGUGUGAUAUCCUGAGAUAUGUAAAGGACAGACAAAUAGAUAAGGCAGUUAAAAACGCAAAUAAAAUGCUUUUUAUAUACUAACUGGGACAUGGAAUGGCAGAACAGUAAUGAUUCGCUAGUACUGUGUAUUUAUUAGGCCACAACUUCAAAGAUGUGUAACGUUCUAGCCACUGCAUCAGAAAAGAUUUGAGUGCAGAGGAGAUUUACAAGGAUGUUGCCAGGACGUUUUUUAAUUAUCCAUGAGACAAUAGGCCUUGUUAUUUUCUUUGUAAAGAGGCUUAACUGUGGGACCUUGACAGUGCAAAUAAUAAGGACUAGUUGCCCUUGCCAGAGGUAUUAAAAGCAGCCAAAAGUGCUUUGCAGAUAAUCCCUGACACAUAGCCUUUAAUGGUGCAAAAUUCUAUUAUGGUAAGUGAGACUAGUCAAAUAACGACCAUUUCGCAGCUGAUUCAUACCACUUUGGAAAUUUGUCUGGACACAUCCAGGCAAGAAGUACACACCCUGCUGGAGCACUGCAGAGGAUGUUUGUGUCAGCCAGGAGGGAAACUUUGGGAAUUGCCACUGGAAAUGGUUUCCAGUGCUGGACUGAAAUCCCUCAAGGAUAAGUUGUCUUCCAUUCUGUGGGCAUGAAUCCACCCCGAAUCAACCAGACCCCAAAAGUCCUGCCUAUUACCCGCACAUUCUCAUCUUCCCCUGGAUCCUAAUCCUCUAUUGGCAGCACUUACCACUGGGUCUUCACCACCAGCCCUCUCUUGUGACCUGGCUUCAGUACGAGUUUGUGAAGCACAUAUAACCAUGUAUCACAAUUUCUGUGUACAAAUAUAUAACGAGCUGGAGUUGAUCAUUCAGACCAUGUUUGCUCCAUUCAAUGAGAUUGUGGCUGGUCUGAUUUGUAUUCCCACCUACUCUGUUAACCUUUCACUCCCUUUUCAAGAAUAUAAUUCUACCUUAAAAAUAUUCAAAACAAAUUCAAGUUUAAUUAUCAUUCAACCAUACAUGAAUACAGCGGAAAGAAACAGUGUUCCUCUGGGGCCAAGGUGCAAAGCAUACGUGGCACAUUCAAAACAGCAAAAUAAUGAAGAAAAACCAUACUGUAUUUAGUCGAAGACUCUGAGGAGCACGUGCCGCAAAUUGAACACUGAUGGUGUUUGGUCACUGUGAUCCAGCCUGUCGUUCCACUGAUUGAACACUGGGGGGCAGUACCCAACUGAGCAAGGAUGCCAUGCUGCACUACCUCUGCCAUUUCUCUCCUGGACGGUGCAGCAGGCAACCCCUUGGCUUGAAGUCUAGCCCUUGCUACAACCAAGGCUGUGCAGCUCCCACACUGCCUGUUUCAUCACCAAACAAGGGAAACAGGCCUGCAGCAUCUUACAUUGAACUUUUAAAACUGAUUCCAAAGAACAGCUCAGCAUUUGUAAAACCAGCUAACUACGUUUGAUAAUCACAUUUCCACUUUAGCCUCCACACCCAUUUUUCAGGUGUAAUGGCGCCCAGCCUCCUGAGAUUAAAAAAGGUCCAGCUCAUUUUGCUUUCAGUUGGACAGUCCUACAUGUCUUAAUGUUUCUUAUUGUAAGCUUUCUCCUCUAAGGUCUUUGAACAAAGUAAAUCAUUCCUUGUAUAACUAGGAGCCAUCACGCCUGAAAACUGAUUCAAACUUUGAAGUAACAUAAUAGGAUCAAUGAAUGGCUAAGCUAAACAGGGCAGAUUAAAAACCAAUGUGCAUUUAUGAAAAAACAACAAACUGCAAAUCCAAAAAGAAUGAGAACAAAAAUAACAAGCAAUAAAUAUAAAGAACAUGAGAUGAAGAGUCCUUGAAAGUGAUUGUGGGAACAGUUCAGUGAUGAGGUGAGUGAAGUUAUCCCCUCUGGUUCAAAAGCCUGAACCUGGUGGUGUGGGUUCUGAGGCUCCUGUAACCCCAUCCUGAUGGCAGCAGCAAAAAGAGCAUAGCCUGGAUUGAUUGAUGCUGUUUUCCUGUGACAGUGCUCCAUGUAGAUGUUCUCAGUGGUAGGGAGGGCUUUACCCAUGAUGGACUGGCCCAUGUAAGUUACUUAUUCCUACUGCUUGUGAUGUUUACCAUGAAAUUUUAUUUUUAGUGUAAUCGUGUUUCCCAAGUCGUCAUAAACCUGAAACAUCAGUUUUGUUACUCUUCCCUUAGAUGCUGCUUGACCUGCGGUGUGUUUCCAGCAUUUUCUUUUUAUUUUUGCUGUUCUGAGACUAUGCAUACUGAGAAUUUUAAGUUUAUUAAUGGAGGGACACACUGUUUGGUCGAGUUACUGAAAUAAAAACUUGAUAAAUUGCUGACAAAAUAAUAAUAUGCAUGUUUUUAAUGGUCUCCCUCCUAAAGGAGAAAUAUGGGACACUCUUUAUACAGAAUAAUAGAUGACUGGAAUGGGCUGCCAGCAAUAGUGAAAAUAGAUGUUAGCAGAGCUAGUGUAUUGGAAGCAAAUGAGAAGAUGCUUUGGCAUUCUGAAAAGGGGAGAUGUGUAUGAUUGUGGCACUGGGCUGGAGAUGGUGAUGGUGAUAAUGGCAGGUGAUUAUCCCUUGAUGGUUGACACAGGUGGUGGGGAUCUUGAGGUUAAGAGAAAACAAUCUAAGAGAACACCUUUAAAGAUCACAAAUGUUAUUUUCUCUUAAAUUUCUGCAAGGGACUAAAACACCUUCCUAAAAUCUUUAACAAUUAGAAAUUGUAAGCUAAUGGAAAUAUUAAAUAGUUAUAUUAAAAGUAAUUUUAAGUUAUUUGAAAUACAGUUGAUCUUGAUUUCUAUGUGUGUAAAAUUAAAUGCAGUUUCAGCUUUAAUAAUGCCAUUGAAUAUAAAGAAAUACAUCCAAAUAUUUAAGGAAAUUCUAAUGUAGUUGACAUUUGUGUUGUUCAUGAUUGAUUUAAUGUUUGAUGAAAACUUAACAGAACACUGAGGAAAUCAGACCUUAAUUGUAAAUUGUGUCCAGAAUUCCAUAUGUGCCCAAUCUGAAAAAUUGUGGAUGAUGUACUGAUAUUUCCUCAAGGAGCUGUUCAAAUUCAAAUAGAUAAUUUACCCAUUUCAAUUUAAUAUGUUAGUAAUAUUGUCAAUAUAUUGUUUGAUUAAGCAUUGUUGUUUAUAUAAUUCAUUAUGGGUUAUAUGUAAGAAGUAUGUGAAUGGCAUACGUCAUUACGACAACAUCUCAUAUGAGCACCUCACUGGGAAAAUAAAAGGGAAAGGAAAAGUAAGUAGACAAGAAUACUGGCUACACACAUAUAAUACUGGAGGAACUCAGCAUCCAAGCAGCACCUAUGGAAAAAGGACAGUCAACGUUUCAGGGCAAAACGUUGACUGUUUAUUCUUUUCAUUAGAUGCUGCCUGACCUGCUGAGUUUCUUCAGCACUUUGUGUGUGUUGCUUGUAUUUCCAGCAUCUGUAGAUUUUCUCUUGUUUGUGAUCAGAAUCCCCACUUCUGUGUUUUACUUUUGAUUAGUUUCUGGAGUUACAAACAUAACAGUGGUGAUGAGGCUAUUUUAAAAUGAAACCAACAUGACUACCUACCUGUUGUUGCAGCACAUUUUUUAAAUGUCUUUACAUUCAAGUUAUGCAAAAAGUGAUGCAAUUAACAAGCAAUAAAUACUGAUACGGGUUCAAAAACAGUACCAGGUGAUGAUAUUUAAAAAAGCAGGAUACAAAUUACAUUGGAAAGAUACAUAUUUGAUUGCACAACAGAUAACUGGAGGAUGUGUUCUGAAUGAAUUGAACAAGUAUUUUGAAGCAAAUGAAAUUGCCAAAGAAAACCAAGUUCCAGUGUUGCUGAGUGCAAUGGGUUUAAAAGAAUAGAGUUUGCUUAGUUUAACUGCUCCAACCAAACAAGCAG